Messenger RNA from Sinocyclocheilus rhinocerous, 3097 nucleotides. Its product is annotated as CSC1-like protein 2. NCBI's taxonomy places the organism in Eukaryota, Metazoa, Chordata, Actinopteri, Cypriniformes, Cyprinidae. The transcript has 24 exons. Gene Ontology annotation, cellular component: plasma membrane. The record is from RefSeq and is a predicted model, not a curated record. Gene Ontology annotation, molecular function: nucleic acid binding; calcium-activated cation channel activity. The coding region runs from base 270 to 2780 and encodes 836 amino acids.
UCAACCGCUCAUACACCGGCCCGACCCAUCACAACCAUGCUAGGGCUUGUUGAGUGUCAGUGUCGUACAGAUGAGACACCAACUGAAUGAUGGACUAAUCCUCGACAUUUUGUUUUUCCCAACACUAUUAAAUCGUUUUGAGGAAAUACUAAACUGGAAUUCUGAGACUGUUACGGUUAUUGGGGAUAUUACAGAAGUAGCUAGCCGAGAGCUACUUUGGCUUUGACCACUGCGGCCAGGUGGAGUUUCAUUAUGCAGCAGUACUGAGGAUGCUGAUUGUCUUAGCUUUGCUCAUGAUGGCUGCGACCGGUGAAGCUGAGGUCUGCACAGGCUCUGACAACUGCUCCAGCUCCAAUGGCUCCAAGGACUUUUGCUAUUCGGCCCGGAUCCGCAGCACCGUGCUCCAGGGCCUGCCCUUCGGAGGAGUGCCCACCGUACUCGCCCUUGACUUCAUGUGCUUCUUGGUGCUGCUAUGUGUGUUCUCUGUCUUGAGGAAGGUGGCGUUUGAUUAUGGCCGUCUUGCAUUGGUCUCUGAUGCUGACAGCGUGCACUUUCUGGCUAGGGUCUUAGCACCCUAUAGGUCCCACAGGGAAGAGGCUUACAGGGAGAGUGUGGCCUCCGCCAUGCAGACGCCUGCUGACUCCCGAUACGAGCGUCUCACCUCUGUGUCCAGCUCAGUCGACUUUGAGCAAAGGGACAAUGGCUUCUGUGCCUGGCUAACCGCCAUCUUCAGGAUAAAAGAUGAUGAGAUCAGGGAGAAGUGUGGUGAGGAUUCCGUGCACUACCUCUCAUUCCAGCGGCACAUCAUUGGUCUGUUGGUAGUGGUGGGCGUGCUCUCCGUGGGCAUCGUCCUGCCCGUCAACUUCUCAGGAGACCUAUUAGAAAAUAAUGCCUACAGUUUUGGGCGAACUACAAUAGCCAACUUAAAAUCUGGUAAUAACCUGCUAUGGCUGCACACUACAUUUGCCUUCUUAUAUCUGUUACUGACUGUGUACAGCAUGAGGAGACACACAUCAAAGAUGCACUACAAAGAGGACGACUUGGUGAAACGCACUUUAUUCAUUAACGGGAUCGCAAAAUAUGCAGAAGAGAGUCAAAUAAAGCAGCAUUUCGAGAAAGCAUAUGAAAACUGUGUGGUUCUGGAUGCUCGCAUUUGUUACGACGUUGCCAAGCUUAUGUCCCUGGAGUCUGAAAGGAAAAAGGCAGAACGCAGCAAAAAGUUCUACACAGACCUGAUGGCCAAGGAGCACAUCCCCACUAUGAUUAACCCCAAACCCUGCGGCCACCUCUGCUGCUGCAUCAUCGCGGGCUGCGAGCAGGAAGAGGCUGUGAACUACUACACUAAGCUGGAGGCCAAACUGAAGGAAGAAUACAGAAAAGAACGAGAAAAAGUCAACACUAAACCUCUGGGAAUGGCUUUUGUUACCUUCCAGAAUGAAGCCAUGACAUCCCUCAUCCUGAAAGAUUUUAACGCAUGUCAGUGUCACGGCUGUCACUGUCGACGAGAGCCAAAGUCCUCCCCCUUCAGCAGCCUUCUCAACACGUACAACUGGACAGUCACAUAUGCUCCAGAUCCACAGAACGUUUACUGGGAGCAUUUGUCCACUGGUGGCCUCAACUGGUGGCUCCGCUGCUUUAUCAUCAACUGCUUUCUCUUCAUCUUGCUCUUCUUCCUCACCACCCCUGCCAUCAUCAUCUCCACCAUGGACAAGUUCAACGUCACCAAACCCGUGGAGUACCUGAACAACCCUAUCAUCACUCAGUUCUUCCCCACCCUGCUGUUGUGGUGCUUCUCGGCCCUUCUCCCCACCAUCGUCUACUACUCCGCCUUCUUUGAGGCCCACUGGACACGAUCUGGAGAGAACAGAACCACCAUGCACAAAUGCUACACGUUCCUCAUCUUCAUGGUUCUGCUGCUGCCAUCUCUAGGACUGAGCAGUUUGGAUGUUUUCUUCCGCUGGCUCUUUGACAAGAAAUUCCUCGACGAGGCAAAAGUCCGAUUCGAGUGUGUCUUCCUUCCAGAUAAUGGAGCUUUCUUUGUGAACUAUGUCAUUGCGUCUGCCUUCAUUGGUAAUGCCAUGGACCUGUUACGCAUUCCUUAUUUCCUUAUGUACAUGAUCCGGCUGUGUCUGGCACGUUCAGCUGCCGAGAGGCGCAACGUGAAGAAGCAUCAAGCUUAUGAGUUCCAGUUUGGAGCUGCUUACGCCUGGAUGAUGAACGUCUUUACUGUGGUCAUGACCUACAGCAUCACCUGUCCAAUUAUUGUACCAUUUGGACUGAUGUACAUGCUACUGAAGCACCUGGUGGACAGGUAUAACAUGUAUUAUGCCUACCUGCCCUCCAAACUGGAUAAGAAAAUCCACUCUGGAGCUGUCAACCAGGUAGUGGCAGCACCCAUCCUCUGCCUUUUCUGGCUGCUCUUCUUCUCUACUGUCCGUACAGGUUUUGUUGCUCCGACAUCAAUGUUUACCUUUGUGGUUCUGAUCAUCACCAUCAUCAUUUGCCUCUCCCAUGUCGUCUUCGGUCAUUUCAGAUACCUCAGUGCGCACAAUUACAAGAUCGACAUGGACGGUGUGGACAAUGGACGACCACCAGAUUCAUCUCAACCUGUUAAGUCUGUGCAGACGUAUGUCGCCCAAGUGCUACAGGACCCAAACACAGACGAGACGGGAAGUGGCGAGGACGAGGGGCAGGGGUCAUCGCAGGAUGAGGAGGGGGUGAACGAGGGUGAUUUCCAAUCAGGAGAGGACAGCCUUAUUGAGAACGAGGUGCACCAGUGACCCAGGCAGGGUCACGCUAUGUGCUGAACUUGGCAGGACUUUAACAUGAUCAAACGGAGAUCCACUACACCUCACUUCACUUACUGAGCGUGUGAAUCCAUCACAGCUGACAGCUAAAACACUCAUUUAUCAUUGAGGCUUGGAGACAGGAUGGCCAAUUGUCAAGAAUUUGGAGUGGCUUGUGAUUGUACUCCACCUAUUUGAAACGGAGUUUCACAGUUCUUCUUUACAUUGGUUACCCUGUUUGUACGGCAUAGUGUUGUCAAAAGUACCGACCGCGAUACCAGUCGAUACUGAAAUUUUAAAAACGACAAUUU